This is a messenger RNA of Solanum pennellii, 1339 nucleotides long. RefSeq lists its product as uncharacterized. The record is from RefSeq and is a predicted model, not a curated record. Lineage: Eukaryota; Viridiplantae; Streptophyta; Magnoliopsida; Solanales; Solanaceae. The transcript has a single exon. The coding region runs from base 342 to 746 and encodes 134 amino acids.
UGUACAGCUGUCAGUUAGUGUAUAGUUAGUGUUAACAGAGUUAGUUAAAUUAAUAAUCAGCACUAAUAGUUAGUUAGAAGUUGUUAGUCAAUUAGUUAGACAUAUUUUACUUCUAUAAAUAUAAGUGUAGUAGUCAUAACAAGGGAGUGAGUUGUAUAAGAAAUUCUGGAAGCUUCUACUGUUGAAUGUGAAGCAUAUUCUUCUUCUUCAUUCUUCUUCUUCUACAUUGUUACUGUUCAUCAUUUAGGUGUUCAGAUUCUCUUGUUUUUUACAUGGUAUCAGAGCUGGGAGGACAAUUUUAAGAGUUUGCAGAAUCAAGUUUUGCUUAGAUUUGCUUGAUUAUGGCAAUCGAGGAGCAAUCUGGAGGAUCGGGUGACAGAUCUCAAGGGGAAACCAUUAAUGGUAACAUUGUGACAAUUGAUCACAAUCAUCCCCUGCAUUUGAGUUCAUCUGAUGUGCCAGGGGCAUUGUCAAUUGGGAUUCAAUUGACAGGGAUGGAGAAUUAUACACUUUGGAGUCGAGCUAUGGAAAUUGCAUUGCUUGGGAGGAAUAAACUGGGAUUUGUUGAUGGAUCUGUUCUGCGAAUCAAUUUUGAAGGAGAUUUGAAGAAAACUUGGGAUCGAUGCAAUGCAGUCGUCAUCUCUUGGCUCAUAUGCAAUGUGAGCAAGGAAUUACCAGUGGAAUACUGUAUUCAACCAGUGCAUAUCAGGUAUGGCUUGAUCUUAAGGAGCGUUUUGAUAAAAUAAAUGGAUCUAGACUUUAUCAGCUGCACAGGAGCAUUUUCACUCUUACACAAGGAGUUUUAACAGUGUCUGCCUAUUUUACGAAAUUAAAAAACUUGUGGGAUGAAUACGAUUCUAUUUUACCCCCACCAAGUUGUGAUUGUUUCAAGGCCAAGGAGUAUGUGUAGCAGAUGCAAUAUCAAAGACUACUUCAGUUUCUAAUGGGGCUGAAUGAUAACUAUUCACAAGCUAGGGGUCAGAUUCUUAUGAUGAAUAGUUUGCCUACUAUAAAUCAAGCCUAUGCAUUAGUGAUGCAGGAUGAAAGCCAGAAAGGAAUUGCAGGAACUGUUAAUGAAAGAAUGGAGUCUUUAGCACUGUACACAGCUAGAAAUAAUAGGAAUCAGCAAUUCAGUAACAUGCCCAGGAAGAACUAUCAAUCUCUAUAUUGUGAUUUCUGUAAUAUGAAGGGGCAUAUUAAGGCUGAUUGCAACAAAUUGAAGAAAUGUGAUCAUUGUCAUGCAACUGGACAUGUAAAGGGAAAUUGCUAUCAGUUAAUUGGUUAUCCAGAAAAUUUUAAAGGAAAGAAAAGGGUGAAUUCAGUGUUUGCAGGAGGAACU